UGAGACUUCAGAUCAUUUGUUGACUUGAAGGAAGGAGGAAACACCUCAUGAAAAAACAACAAACUGCUGAAUGAGCUGGUCUCAAUGGACUGGGCCCUUGUCUUAGUUUUGCAAGUCAUGUUUCAGCCUGCUCUCUCAGUCUUGUUCACUGUUGAGACAGAGCGACCUGAGUACAGCUCAGAGUUUGGAGGAGAUGUUGUUUUGGGCUGCAAGUUUCAGCCUAAACUAUCUAAUCCUAGUGACUACCUGAAGGUGACCUGGCACUGGACCAGGUCCAACUUGAUUCGAGAUGUUUACCGGAUGGAUAACCGGAUGGAGGACUCGGCGUUUCCACAUCUGGACUAUCGGGGUCGGGUGAGGCUUCUCACUGAGGAGCUGACGGAGGGCUGGGCCAAGUUAGAGAUCUCCAGGCUCAGGAUCAAUGACUCUGGAACCUACAAGUGUUCGGUGUGGACAGAAAAAGGAGCUGAUUACAAAACCAUAACUUUGUCUGUUGCAGCACCUUAUAAAGCUGUGACUAAACGCAUUGAAAAGACUGCAGAGGGGGAUAAGGUGCUGCUAAGCUGCCAGUCUGAGGGAUACCCUAAGUCUUCUGUUAUGUGGCAGGAUGGACAGCUGCGUAACAUUGACCCCAAUACCACUGCUGUACCUACAUCAGACCAGCUUUUUAACGUCACCAGUGAGAUACGUGUCCAAUCAUCAGACAAAAACAACUACACGUGUAGCUUUACGGAGGAUGGCUACACCGCAACAUUUCAUAUUCCAGAUGAAAUGCCCAUUGCUCCUGUACAAAGCAAUGCUCCCGUUGUUGUACUGUGCAUAGGAGUGAUAAUGUUUGUCAUUAUGGUUGUGGCAGUACUUAUGUAUCGACGACGAAAAGGGUCCAAUACUCCCAGUACCAGGAACCUUUUGAUCGACGGUCGGGACAGGUCUGUUCCUCCUGCUGACUGUCAGCAAAUAAAUAAAGAAAAUGAGGAAGAGAUAACUAUUUUUAAUGAAGGUUGCACGGAGGAAAAUCUGGGGGCGUUUCUGAAAGCCCAUUAUUCCGACUUAUCUUUCAGCACUGAUUCGAGACACUGCUGGAACAAUUUCAACGUCGAGGAGUUGCCUCAAAGACUGCAAAACAAUAAGGGGCGGCCAGUGAAUCUUCAAGCUUUACUCCCAGAAGCUGGAGAGACACUUUUUCUUGAGGCACCCCCAGGAAGCGAGAAGACAACCGUAGCUCAUAUCCUGAUCUCUUCUUGGACCGAAGGGCCCGCACAUGCCCUCGCUCACAUCCUCGACCUCAGUGCCCUUCAACUUCUCUUAUAUGUCGACUGCAGCAAAGUGAAGGGUGACUUGUUUCAGGAAAUAAAGACUCAACUUUCUCUCACGGAAAAGAUAUCAACAGAGGAUGAUCUGAGGACUGUGUUAACCAGGUCCAGUGAGGUUCUACUGCUGUUGGACGGGUACAGAGAAGGGAACCAAUUUUUUGAUGAGUCCUUGAAGAGGUUUCUAAGCGAAAGAGGAGGAUGCAGGGUCCUGGUCACGGCCUGUCCAGGACACUGCCUCACGCUCAAGGAAACAGUGGGGACAGGAAGGGUGCUGGAGCUCCAGACACAGACUGCAAAGUACUGAGGGCGCACACGUUUGUGACCAACAAAGAUAUUAAGCACAUGUUACAUUUUGUUAUAUUUGUUACAAACUUUGUAUGAUGUCUAUUUUUUUUAUGCUGAAUGUGUGGUUAGAUUUUGUAAAUGCCCAAAUAUGCUGCAUAAUGUUGUGAAUUGAAUUUAGUUAUAUAAAAUGUGUGAUAAAAACUG
Molecule: messenger RNA, 1802 nt
Organism: Morone saxatilis (striped sea-bass)
Lineage: Eukaryota; Metazoa; Chordata; Actinopteri; Moronidae
Product: butyrophilin subfamily 2 member A2
Exons: 10
Coding region: 85-1617 (510 amino acids)
Biological process (GO): immune response; T cell costimulation; cellular response to lipopolysaccharide
Cellular component (GO): external side of plasma membrane
Source: RefSeq, a predicted model, not a curated record